Messenger RNA from Phyllostomus hastatus (greater spear-nosed bat), 826 nucleotides. It is a transcript of the gene TRAPPC2L, whose product is annotated as trafficking protein particle complex subunit 2L. Gene Ontology annotation, cellular component: TRAPP complex; cytoplasm; nucleus. The transcript has 5 exons. Gene Ontology annotation, biological process: endoplasmic reticulum to Golgi vesicle-mediated transport. The record is from RefSeq and is a predicted model, not a curated record. NCBI's taxonomy places the organism in Eukaryota, Metazoa, Chordata, Mammalia, Chiroptera, Phyllostomidae. Bases 325 to 654 code for a protein of 109 amino acids.
GGGCAGCUCCAGGUGAGGGACGGAAGCAGUGAAUUGUGGCAUGAGGGAACCUGGGGCAGAUCCUGUUAACUCUGGAUUAAGAUGGUCAGCAGUGGAUGUGCAGAGAGAAGGGAGGUUUGAGCCAAGCCCUGAAGGGUUUAAGUGAGAGGGCAUGCCAGCGCCUCUGCUAAGGUGACGAGAUUGCAGGAAACUUCACCUUAUCAGGAAACAGCCAGUAUUGUAGGGCCAGGAGGAGAGCAUGUGCUGGGGCUGGACCUCACACAUAAGAAUUACCCCCUUUACAUCCGCAGUGUCCCCACGGAGAACGAACUGAAGUUCCACUACAUGGUGCACACGUCCCUGGACGUGGUGGAUGAGAAGAUCUCCGCAAUGGGGAAGGCCCUGGUGGACCAGAGGGAGCUCUACCUGGGCCUCCUGUACCCCACAGAGGACUAUAAGGUAUACGGUUACGUGACCAACUCCAAGGUGAAGUUUGUUAUGGUGGUAGAUUCCUCCAACCCGGCGCUUCGAGACAAUGAGAUCCGCAGUAUGUUCCGGAAGCUGCACAACUCCUACACAGACGUGAUGUGUAACCCUUUCUAUAACCCAGGGGACCGCAUCCAGUCCAGGGCCUUUGACAGCAUGGUGACAUCGAUGAUGAUACAGGUCUGCUGAGUGAGAACGUUGCUGCCCGUUGGUUGAAGAGAAGUGUUUUGUAUAUAACCAUGUGGUGUAGAGGUGUAUUUAUUAUCCUUUCCCUCUCCCCGAAUAUCACAGACUUUCCGAAUGUGCCAUACAGGGGCAAGGCCUGAUGUAGCACAUAUCAACUAAAUGUUUUGUGAUGUCA